Messenger RNA from Fundulus heteroclitus (mummichog), 1876 nucleotides. RefSeq names its product zinc finger and BTB domain containing 14 (gene zbtb14). NCBI's taxonomy places the organism in Eukaryota, Metazoa, Chordata, Actinopteri, Cyprinodontiformes, Fundulidae. Gene Ontology annotation, molecular function: DNA-binding transcription factor activity, RNA polymerase II-specific; RNA polymerase II cis-regulatory region sequence-specific DNA binding; protein binding. The record is from RefSeq and is a predicted model, not a curated record. Gene Ontology annotation, biological process: regulation of transcription by RNA polymerase II. The transcript has 10 exons. Bases 513 to 1820 code for a protein of 435 amino acids. Gene Ontology annotation, cellular component: nucleus.
GUGGUCUGAUAAACUGGUCAUCAGCCUGGCGUUGUCUGGAUCCAGGGUUCUGGUUCUGGACCAGAUGUUCCUUGACGGGAGCAAUGAGGACCAGAACCUCUGUGUUCUGAAGAACUAAAGAUCCGACCCGGCCCCCUGGACCCAGUUCAGCACCAGCUGGUCCCACAGCAGCAGAAUCGGGCCCUCCCGGGUCGGUUCUGCUCCGUUAAGGUUCUGCUGUGGUUCUGAGAUAUGAGAUCUAGUGAAAAGUUCUGGACGUUUACGAUGAAACCGGGUCGGUGCAGUCUGACCAGAACCAGGUUCCUCCUGUCCUAAACGGGCCCGGCCCGGCAAAGGUUCUGUUCUGGAUCAAAGAUCCAAUCAAGCCUGUAAAUCCUCCAGGAGAAAGAGGUGCUGUUCCUCAUCGAUACGUUCCACGUCUGACGCAGAACCAGUCCAGCGGCCUUCCUGGGUGGUUCUGGUUCUGACCCGGGUUCUGAUGUUCUGCAGGCUCAGAUUCAGCUGAGUGAAAUAUGGCGGAGACGGUGAAGUACGUGGACGACGAGCAUAAGAGCAUCUUCCUGAAGCUGCUGAACGAGCAGCGGCUGGAGGGCGAGCACUGCGACAUCGCCGUGGUGGUGGAGGACGUCAAGUUCCGCGCCCACCGCUGCGUCCUGGCCGCCUGCUCCAACUACUUCAAGAAGCUCUUCAAGAAGCACGAGGUGGACAACUCGUCCGUGAUCGAGAUCGACUUCAUCCGCUCAGACAUCUUUGAGGAGGUUCUGAACUACAUGUACACGGCCAAGAUCUCCGUCAAGAAGAAGGACGUCAACCUGAUGAUGUCAUCGGGGCAGAUCCUCGGCAUCCGCUUCCUCGACAAGCUCUGCUCCCAGAAACGAGACGUGUCGUCAGAAGAGAAGGAGAAGUUCCCCUAUGACAUCGUAAAGAUGGCGCUGCCCCCUGAAGCCCAGCUGGCUGCAGACGCUGAGGUGCUUGGUGAGCACGAUGACACGCCCGAUGCAGAUGACCUCGUGGAGGCGUCGACCAAUCAGGAGCUAGACAAGUCUCCCAAUGCAGCGCUUCACGUGCAGGAGGCCAUCUUGAAAGAACUAGCCAACGAGGACGUUCACAAAGUGGGCUGCUACAACCAGGACGUGGUGACAGAGAUGGAGGCGGAGCCUAAGGACCUGGGCUCGGAGCAUCACGCCACGCAGACGCUGACCUUCACGGACAGCAUGGGCGAGGUGAAGGACGAGCAGACACCCGGCUGGUCUGCAGCCACCACUGACAUGAAGUUUGAAUACCUGCUGUACGGACACCGGGAGCAGUUGUCCUGCCAGGUGUGCGGGAAGACCUUCCUGGACGAGAGUAGACUCAGAAAACACGAGAAGCUGCACUCAGCAGAGCGUCCGUUCGCCUGUGAGAUCUGCUCCAAAGCGUUCACCACCCACGCUCACCUGAAAGAACACCUGAAGAUCCACACCGGCUUCAAACCCUACAGGUGUGAGGUGUGUGGGAAGUCGUUCAUUCGAGCUCCUGACCUGAAGAAACACGAGCGAGUUCACAGCAACGAGCGACCCUUCGCCUGCCAGAUGUGUGACAAGGCCUUUAAACACAAGUCUCACCUGAAGGACCACGAGAGGAGACACCGAGGAGAGAAACCCUUCGUCUGCCCGUCCUGCACCAAGGCCUUCGCUAAGGCGUCGGACCUGAAGCGCCACGAGAACAACAUGCACAGCGAGAGGAAGCAGCUGAAUCCGCUGCAGAGCGACACCGAGGCGCUGCAGGCCGCCGCCAUGGCCGCCGAGGAGCAACACCUGGAGAACAUCGGCUGCUCCUAACGCCGGAGAACCGCGGCUGCUCCUCAGAACAGCCGGAGAACCUCGGCUGAUCCUCA